ACGGUGGUGCUGCGGAUUUCUCUCUGCAUUUCGCGUGAUUCCGUGGCUCUGUGGUUCUCUGUAAGUUCAUUGCGAUUCUUGAGCUGUCCCGGUUGGUUAUGUUGCGUGCAUCCGCUGGGGGGACGAUGAUGUGGAUGGUCUUUCGAGCCGUUUGAGAUUUUAGAAUGCCGUUUUCACUUGCUUCUUCUCUGUUGCCUCGUGCCCGCGAGCUUCGAAGUUGGAGAGUGAGGUACAUGUUAUUGUGAGUGAAGAGGGAGGAAACAGAGGAAUGAAGGUGGUGUGGAGAUCAAGGGGAAGGAGAAGAUCUGCAUCUGCUGUGGGUGGGGUGGACUUGAAGAUGUACGUGCAGUUCUUGCUGGGGUUUCUGUUGAUUUUUGCGCCUCGCAUUUCGCUUGGCGACACUAAUCCCGGUGAUGUUACUGCGAUAAAUAACUUGUACAUGGCUCUGGGAUCCCCUGUUCUUCCUGGGUGGGUUGCUAGUGGAGGAGACCCAUGCGGAGGUACAUGGCAAGGAGUUUCUUGCAAUAACACCGAUAUAAGAUCAAUUAUUCUUAAUGGAGCCAAUUUGGGAGGCGAACUGGGGGAUAGCUUGGGGACAUUUGCUUCAAUCAGAACUAUAGAUCUGAGCAACAACCGCAUAGGUGGGAGCAUUCCAUCAAAUUUGCCUGUUACCAUGCAAACCUUUUUUCUUUCAGCUAAUCAGUUCACUGGAAGCAUCCCAAGUUCUUUGUCUUCUCUGACUGAACUGGCAGCCAUGUCUCUAAAUAACAAUCUUUUGAGUGGUGAAAUUCCGGAUGCUUUCCAAUCCCUUAUAGGAUUAAUCAAUCUCGACUUAUCCAGUAAUAAUUUGAGUGGGCAUCUUCCUCCUUCUUUGGGAGAUCUAUCAUCUUUGACCACCCUACGCAUACAGAACAACCAGUUAUCGGGAACCCUUAAUGUUCUACAAGAGCUUCCCCUGAGAGAUCUGAAUAUAGAGAAUAACCUUUUCUCUGGACCUAUACCUGAUAAAUUACAGAGUAUCCCGAAUUUUAGAAAAGAUGGAAAUCCUUUCAAUUCCAGUGAUGCUCCGUUACCUUCGCCUUCGACCCCAACGGUGCCGUCAUUAGGGACUCCUUUCUUUGGGGCCGGGCCGCCAUCUUCCACUAAAGCACCGCCAAAACGGGCAGACGGACCAUCUGCGACAGAGCAAUCAAAAUCUGGUUCCUCAAAAAAGUCGUCCUCCAAAAGAAUCGUCUGGAUAGCAAUAGCAGUAGUCUUAUCCUUUGUAAUUUUGGCUCUGGCACUUGCACUUUUCAUACCUGCGUGUAUUAGAAGAAGACAUGAGGUUGAUAGAAUUUCCCAGAGGCACGGCAUUGGUGCAUAUAAUGGCAAAAGAGACAAUCCUAGGAAAAAUCCUUCCUUAGUCCCGUCACUGAGUCAUGCGGAUAAAGUACCUAAAGAGACAAUUGAGAAACUGUCGGAGGAUCAUCAACCAGAGAGCAGGAAAGUGUGGGCCGUUCCGAGGAUACAAAACGAACGAGAAAGAAAUGCACAGAGAACUGGUCUGAUGCCUGAUCGGGAAGAUCGGGAGAUUGAUGUGAGUGCACUUGAUGUGUACUUGACACCUCCUCCCCCUCCCCCUCCCCCUCCUCCUCCUCUGCUUCCUCCGCCACCUCCUCCGCCACCUCCUCCACCACCUCCCGAAAUUAUUGUGAAGCCCGCUGUGCCUGAAGAAACAAUGGCCAUAAAGCCUUCCAGGAGAACUCAUAUUCCUCUGGUUUCUGCCAAGUCCUUCACCAUUGCAUCCCUUCAGCAAUUCACGAACAGCUUUUCUCAAGAAAAUCUGAUUGGAAGUGGCAUGCUUGGUAGUGUGUAUAGGGCAGAGCUUCCUGAUGGCAAGUUGCUUGCUGUCAAGAAAUUGGACAAGAGGGCUUCCAGUCAGCAGAAGGAUGUUGAGUUUCUGGAAUUGGUGAACAAUAUCGACAAGAUUAGACACGCAAACGUCGUGGAACUCAUGGGUUACUGUGCUGAGCAUGGCGAAAGGCUUCUAAUAUUUGAGUAUUGCAGUAAUGGGACGUUACAGGAUGCGCUUCAUUUGGACGAUGAUUUCAAGAAGAAUUUCAGUUGGAAUUCCCGCAUUAGGAUGGCGCUUGAAGCUGCCAGAGCCUUAGAGUACUUGCACGAGGUCUGUCAGCCACCUAUUGUGCAUAGGAACUUCAAGUCCUCAAAUAUUCUCCUUGAUGAUGAUCUUUCUGUGCAUGUUUCUGAAUGCGGUUUAGCUGCAUUGAUCUCUUCAGGCUCAGUUAGCCAAUUGUCAGGGCAGCUUCAAACUACUUAUGGAUAUGGAGCCCCUGAGUUCGAGUCCGGAAUUUAUACAAUCCAAAGUGACGUCUACAGCUUUGGGGUAGUCAUGUUAGAACUUCUGACAGGCCGAAAAUCCUAUGACACGUCACGGAAUCGAGGAGAGCAAUUUCUUGUGAGGUGGGCAAUCCCUCAACUCCAUGACAUUGAUGCACUGUCCAGAAUGGUCGAUCCUUCUAUUAAGGGACAGUACCCUGCCAAAUCCUUGUCACGGUUUGCUGAUAUCAUAUCUCGCUGCGUUCAGUCGGAGCCAGAAUUCAGGCCACUGAUGUCGGAAGUAGUCCAAGACCUCUUAGGUAUGAUUAGGAGGGAACCUUCUCCAUGAGAUCAUAGGUCCAGACCCUAAUCAACAAACCGUGAAGGAAUGGUGACCUCUACAAUUUAAUGCUGAUAAAUUGUGAAAAUGAUGUGCCAUGCACCCUGAAGAAUUCUUUUGUAAGUAAGCUGAGAAGAAAUGGCCCUACUGACAUAGGUACGGAGCUAAACGAUUCGUAUUCUUAAUGUUUCGGGUGGGCAAUCGACAGCAUGAUGCCCCAGAGGUACGGAGCUCGGAGCUCAAGAUCUGGUUCGUUUUGUUUGUGGUCGUUGCUGUUGCGUGUUAAGCAUCAACAUGAUGUAGGAACGAAGAAUGUUCUAACCCCAAUCGUUUCAAAAUCAUUGGUUUUCCGCUAAUCUCGAUGAGCGAGGUUCUUUGAACUCAGCGUCAAAUGUGUAGGCUGUAUCUCGUGCUGCUCGGUCUUUUCCUCACAAUCCAGUCAUUUUGCCUUGUCAAGUAUGUACCUUGUGUUCGACCUAAAAAAAAAAAAAUGUACCAUGUAUAAAAAUUUCUGUCUCUCUUCUCUCUGUAAUUGCCAACUGCAGAAACCGAAGAGUAGCUAAGUGGGGAUUUUCGCUAAUCAAGAAAAGUUGGCCUUUCUUUCUCUAA
Messenger RNA from Rhodamnia argentea, 3265 nucleotides. Its product is annotated as protein STRUBBELIG-RECEPTOR FAMILY 3-like. Gene Ontology annotation, biological process: protein phosphorylation. The transcript is spliced from 17 exons. The coding region runs from base 269 to 2665 and encodes 798 amino acids. Lineage: Eukaryota; Viridiplantae; Streptophyta; Magnoliopsida; Myrtales; Myrtaceae. Gene Ontology annotation, molecular function: ATP binding; protein kinase activity; protein binding. The record is from RefSeq and is a predicted model, not a curated record.